Aspergillus candidus is the source of this 1688-nucleotide messenger RNA. Its product is annotated as Zn(II)2Cys6 transcription factor domain-containing protein. Gene Ontology annotation, molecular function: zinc ion binding; DNA-binding transcription factor activity, RNA polymerase II-specific. Gene Ontology annotation, biological process: regulation of DNA-templated transcription. NCBI's taxonomy places the organism in Eukaryota, Fungi, Ascomycota, Eurotiomycetes, Eurotiales, Aspergillaceae. The transcript has a single exon. The record is from RefSeq and is a predicted model, not a curated record. The coding region runs from base 234 to 1529 and encodes 431 amino acids.
UUUCAAAUGAGGGUUUCCAGGAUCGUGCUCCAGAUUACGAGCGGUCUUCGCCACUGCACUCGACCGGUUAAAGGAAUACUAUUAAUAGAUAUCGGCCCUGCGGGUGUAUUAUCGGAGACUGACGCUAUAUAUGCUGUGCGGGACCUUGGAGAGACACGACAACCAACCCGAUCCACAUCAGAAGAUCAGGAGUCGAUGUCAAUAUCGAAUCCACUGCUUGUCCGUGAAGCACCAUGGACACCACCCUCGGCACCAAUGACAACCUCAUGGGGCUACGUACAUCGUGCGAUCGCUGCCGAUCUCAGAAGCUGCGAUGUGUCCCGCUGUCAAAAACCGACCCCACUGGGCCCUGUCAACGAUGCUCCAAGUCAAAGGAGCCCAGGCCAUGCGUCUUCAGUCAACGGCUUCGUACAGGCCGCCAGAAGAAGACAGCGGACAACCAGCAAGUCAUGCCUCGGAAGAGCAAGACAAAAUUCGCGCAGUCCUUACCGGGAAUGAGUGCAUUUUCAUUGUCCACCUCGGUGUCCCGUGAGAGCUCUGUUGCUGGGGAUACACCAGUGUCUUCUGGCACCCCGAGGCUGAGGUGGCAGUUAGAAGAAAAGACAGCUUCUGUCGACAGUACACAAGACGAAUCGACCAUGACCGGUGUAUGGGAUCACGACGGCUUCCUCGACUCGGCACUGGUGUUUGCAUCUCCACCCUCCUCCAGUUACCCUGACGACUUCUGCGCUGAUAUGGAGGCCUUCCUCGGCGUCGGGAACCUGCUCCGAACGCCACAAGACACAAUAAACACUGAUUUGGGAGGAGACUUGGCCGUUAUGGAACCGGCCCAGAGACCAGGUGGGCCAUUGAUCGGUUUAGCCAGCCUGCUGCCGAUUAUGUCCCGUUACGAGAGCCAGCUACACGAAUAUGGAGGUGAAUUGGACAACUAUCCCAUCGGAGAUGCGCUCUUCCUCUGCCAGCGCUUUCAUGCGGUCCUUUCCAGCCAAUGUCACCUCCCAUCCACAAGCGCACGGGUCCAAAUGGAUAUGCCGACGAAGCUCCUCACACUCUCGUGCUACAUGAUUCUGACGCGUAUAUACUCGCUCAUAUUUAAAUACAUGCAACAAUCUCUGGGCAAUUUGCCCAACACACAUUCUCUGCACGACGAUGGCGGAGCCGCGGGGCUCUUCAUGGAGGACAUCCAUGCAUACCAAGGGCUCCGGCUAGGUCAACUGCAACAGACUUGUUUUUGUGGUGGCUGUGAAGCGGCAACGCGGACAAAGAAAGCUGUGUCGAUGUUGCUUGACGCACUAGGAAGCAUCGAGGGGGCCCUUGGUUUGCCGUCCGAUGGGAGAGUGACAAUUGAGACAUCUACCGAUGAAAACAUCACCCCCAAUAGGAAUAGAAGAGACAGGACGCAGUUGCUGGACGAAGGACUGAUGGCAGGCCUGAUUAAUGGACGGCUACACAAGACAGUGAGGGGCCAAGUGAGAGAGCUGCGAGCGACGAUCGAGGAAGUUGAGGACUUGCUAAAUAGUCUUUUAUGAUGUAACCGAUAAACUAUGAUGAACCUAGAUAUGUUUGACACGAAAGAGGAGUGGAUACUGGGUGCUUUGCAUGCGUCUGCAUGGGGAGGAUGUAUGAAUGAGAGCUCUUGAGCACACAACAUAUCGGGACUAUGCAAUACCAAAGCUACAAGGUAUCAC